CUAUUUCAUGCAGAGUAUAAAAGCUGAGCUAUGAGAUGAAUAAAGGGACAUUUUUGACCUGUUGAUUCUUUUAUCAGGGGAAAACUGCAUAAGUGAGACUAUCAAUGGGGCAGUUCAAGUCUAAGAUUACAGGGUCAGGCCCAGGUAUUCACCAGGCAAAUCCUGAAGAAGGACCUCCCAGGUACUCCUCACACCAUUUUGAUAGCAGUAUAAAUCCAAACUCCACCAUCUCAGGCAUGUCAAGCGAAUCAGGACAGAAGGACAUGGAGCUGCGAAAAACUUCUAUCUACAACACCAUAGACAUGGCACCACAGUUAGAGUAUUAUGCAAAUACACUGCCCCACCAAGAGAUCAAAAUCAGACCUUCCCUUGAUGUUCUGCGCAAAACAUUUGAGGAAGUGGAAGCAGAAAAGGCUGCCGCAGAUGAUGCCGCCGCAGAGGAUGAAAAUGAAGAACCCCAAGGUCCUCCAGGGAAACCGCCUACUAGAUUUGGCUGGUUUAUUGCAGUCUGGAUGCGUUGCAUGCUGAAUAUCUGGGGUGUCAUCCUCUUUCUCCGGCUAACAUGGAUUACCUCUCAAGCAGGCAUUGUGUUGGGCUUGGUUAUCAUAGCGCUGGCUGUGUCAGUGACCACAACAACUGCCCUCUCAAUCUCUGCCAUCGCAACCAAUGGGAGAGUGAAAUCAGGUGGGACAUAUUUCAUGAUCUCUCGCACACUCGGUCCUGAACUAGGAGCAUCAAUUGGGUUGAUCUUUUCCCUUGCCAAUGCUUUGGCUGUCGCACUCCAUACUGUUGGCUUUUCAGAGGUUGUACGCGAUCUGAUGAGGAGCCGUGGUACCAUAAUGGUGGAUUCGCUCAAUGAUGUCCGUAUUAUUGGUGUGGUCACGGUGACAAUUCUUUUGUUCAUUACGUUCGGUGGAAUGGACUGGGAGGCCAAGGCUCAGAUUUUUUUCUUCAUAGUUCUCAUGGCUUCCUUCGCUGAUUACCUUGUGGGAACACUGAUACCUCCCACCCUACAGAAGAAGUCGCAGGGCUUCUUUGGAUAUGACAGGGAUAUAUUCAUAGAAAACCUCACACCAAGCUGGAGAGGUCCUGAUGGCAACUUUUUCCGUCAGUUUGCAAUUUUCUUUCCUGCAUGCACUGGCAUCCUGUCUGGAGCCAACAUCUCUGGAGACCUCAAAGACCCUUCUACUGCUAUCCCCAAAGGCACCCUAAUGGCCAUAUUUUGCACCACUCUCAGCUACGUUGUGAUUGUUAUCACUUCUGGCGCAAGUACAGUGAGGGAUGCCUCUGGAAAUAUGACUGACCUCAUGACUGAAAACAGCACAAGUGGCUGUUUGGGACCAGCAUGUAAACUGGGCUGGAACUUCACAACCUGCGUUCAGUCACAGGCUUGUUCACAGGGUUUGGCAAACUACUCGCAGGUAAUGGGCCUGAUAUCUGGUUCAUAUUACCUCAUUGUUGCUGGUGUCUUUGCAGCCACCUUGUCUUCUGCUCUUGGAUUUCUUGUUUCUGCCCCUAAAAUUUUUCAGUGUCUGUGCAAAGACAAUGUAUACCCGUACAUUUCAUUCUUUGGAAAGGGUUAUGGCAAAAAUAAUGAACCACUUCGGGGCUAUAUACUCACCUACCUCAUUGCUGUGGCCAUCAUUCUAGUUGCUCAACUAAAUAUCAUUGCACCCAUUAUCUCCAACUUCUUCCUGUGUUCCUAUUGUCUCAUAAACCUAAGCUGCUUUCAUGCAUCAAUUGUCAACUCCCCUGGAUGGAGGCCAGCAUUUAAAUACUAUAACAAAUGGACAGCUUUGUAUGGAGCAAUGGCAUCUUUUGCUCUGAUGUUUGCGUUUACCUGGUGGGCUGCUCUAGGCACCUGGUUCGCCAUCUCCCUCCUGUUUAUAUACAUUACAUACUUAAAGAAACCAAAUGUAAAUUGGGGGUCUUCAAUACAGGCAAGUUCAUACAACAUGGCUUUGUCAUUCUCUGUGUCUCUUACUGAUGUGAAGGACCAUGUCAAGAAUUUUAGACCACAGUGCCUUGUCAUGACUGGACCUCCACAACAGCGCCCUGCACUGGUGGAUUUUGUUGGCUGCUUCACUAAGCAAGUAAGCCUUAUGAUCUGUGGAAACAUAAUGGAGCCAGACAAGCAGACCCAGUUUCAGGAUUCCACAGAUCAGUAUGUUAAAUGGCUAAACAAGAGGAAAGUUCGCUCGUUUUACACUCAGUUUACAGCUAACACCCUCAGAGAUGGAGUUCGAUAUCUGAUGCAGGCUUCUGGUCUCGGCAAGCUAAAGCCUAACACGCUGGUCAUUGGCUUCAAGUCAAACUGGAUGGAAAGUUCUCCUACAAGCAUUGAUGAUUAUGUCCACACUAUAUAUGAUACAUUUGAUGCCAACUACUGUUUGUGUAUCUUGAGGAUGAUGGAUGGGCUGGACAUCAAUGACCAUGCUGAUUUUAAAGAAAACCAAGGCUUUGAGCCUGAUGAAGCCAUUGAAAGCAAUGACCAUCAGCCUCCUGAGAAAAACUCUGCUAAUGACAUUUCUGAAAACAGCAAAAGCGAUCAGGUCAAGACUGUGUUUAAGAAUGCUGGGGGAACAAAGACUAUCGAUGUCUAUUGGAUAGCUGAUGAUGGAGGACUAAUUCUACUGGUGCCUUACCUGCUCACCAGGAGAAAACGCUGGCGAAGCUGUAAGAUUAGGGUAUUCGUUUUGGGAGAUGAAGAAAACAUGAUGGAAAGCCGUGAUGCAAUGAUGGCCCUGCUGAAGAGAUUCCGUAUCAAUGUUACUGAUGUUGUCGUCAUGACAGACACUGAGAGGAGUCCUCAACCCAAAAAUAUGAAUAGGUUUUUGGAGAAUGUUGCGCCCUACAGGCUAUAUGACGAACAGCAGGAAGAUGUCUCGGUUCAGGAACUAAAAAAGAAGGAACCAUGGAAAAUAUCUGACAAACAGUUUGAAGCUUUUAGACUUAAGUCUGAGAGAAAAGUAAGACUGAAUGAAAUCAUCCGGAGGAAUUCACAAAAUACCACCCUCGUGCUUGUGAGUCUUCCUGUGCCGCACGGCGACUGCCCCAGUGCUCUGUACAUAGCCUGGCUGGAUACUCUGACCUGUGGCCUCCACUGCCCUGCAGUGCUUGUACGAGGAAACCAAGAGAAUGUCCUCACUUUUUACUGCCAGUAAAUCCUAUGUUAGUGCAAUGAAAUCUACAGAAACAAUAUUUUUGAUACUCUAAAAUGAUGUCCUGACAAUAAAGGAGAAAAAAAAAAUCACACAAGACAAAUAAGUAAAUAAGAAAAAGCAUAAAUGCGUGUAAAUGAUGUGCAGUUGUUACAAAGAUGAUUAACAAAUCUGAUGAAUAAUAAAGAAUGAUCAAAAAUG
Messenger RNA from Haplochromis burtoni (Burton's mouthbrooder), 3362 nucleotides. Its product is annotated as solute carrier family 12 member 3. Gene Ontology annotation, cellular component: membrane. Gene Ontology annotation, molecular function: sodium:potassium:chloride symporter activity. The transcript is spliced from 28 exons. Gene Ontology annotation, biological process: chloride transmembrane transport; potassium ion import across plasma membrane; sodium ion homeostasis. Bases 105 to 3164 code for a protein of 1019 amino acids. The record is from RefSeq and is a predicted model, not a curated record. Lineage: Eukaryota; Metazoa; Chordata; Actinopteri; Cichliformes; Cichlidae.